AUGCCAGCGGAUAUCGAGGCGUUCAACCGGCAGGCGGCCGAGAUUGACGAGUGGUUUGGCCUGCUUGAGCCGAGCGAGCGAACCACCAUUCUGUGCUCGCUGCUGCAGCACUGCAACCCGCUCGAGGUCCGCUUCCUGUCGACCGUGCUCGACGAGAUUGCAUCCCGCGACUACUACCACCUCCGCUCGCUCGAGACCUGGGCGAACAGCGUCGAGUACCUCGUCGAGCUCGAUGUCCAGACAACCAGGCAGCUCAAUGCCGCGCACGCCGCGUUUGCCGCCGCGCCACCAAGCACUGCUACCACGACUGCUGCUGCUGCUGCUACUUUUGCGAAUGGCAAGCACCCGCCAGGCACCGGUGGCGGUGGCGGUGGCGCUGGCGCUGGCGGAUCACCAUCAUCAUCAUCGUCCUUGUCCUCGUCGAACUCGUCCUCAGCUUCCUCCUCGUCGUCGUCCACAGUCCACAGAAUUCUGUCCAAAUUGGCCCAGCGAUUGCUCGAGUUGCUGCCGCUGCUGCACGUUCGCAACUACCAGGCGUCGUCGCGGUACUUCCCGCUCAUCCAGCGCGUGUUUGACCACUCGAUCGACGCGUCCAACGCCGGGAUACAGCAGCACCAGGACGAGCAGCCAUAUGAGUUUGCCAACCACUGCCGCACCAUUCUCACGCUUGCACUGACCCACCCGUCCUUUACGUUUCACCAAAAGGAAACAGUCAUGGGCCUGCUACAGCGUCUUCUCUUCCUCAGCGGCCUGCGCGAGGGCGAAGAAGACGAAGAAGACGAGUCCAACCGCCAACCCGACACGACGACCGGAGCGGUUGCUGGCGGCGAAGCGCAGUCCAAGGAUCCCGUGGAAGGAGCGUCAGCAUCAUCAUUGUCGUUAGUAGACACUGCCUCCACCGAUGGAGCUGGUGCCAACAGCGCUGCUCUUCCUUCCGUGCCGCCUUCCGCGACGCCGUCCGCCGAGAGCAAUGCGCGACGAGGAACCGUGCGGCACUCCCAUCCAGCUGCCGUCAAGCGGCCCCACUCGUUCAUGGACCAUCCGCAGUCCAUGCUGGGCUUUUUGCAGUUCCUCAAACCUGACUUUACCACUUCGUUCUCCUCGCUCGAAGCGCAGAAUCACGAAGUCGCAACCACAGCACAAGUGUCGCCAAACAUAUCGCGCGGCAAUUCGUCCGACCGUGUGCUAGAGCACUUGCACGACAAGCAACAAUCCGCGGACGCGCCACCUCCUCGAAGAAACGGCGCAGGACAACACUUUGCAUCCAAUCACAUCCAAACAGGCGGAUCUGCAUUUGGACCGACCUCCUUUUUCGCCCACAGCGCCAACCCGCAGACAUCCGUCCCAGCCGUGCAACUCGCUGCGCGUCCUGCAUCCUAUGCGUCGCCCGCUGGCGAGCUCAAACCAGUGCGCCAGGCCCCGCCUCCCCCAGUCGCUGCAGCAGCCGCACAAUCGUCGCAUGCUUUGCAGCAAUCCCACUCCACGCCGGCUGCGCCACUACAUCACAAUCAUCAACAACAACAGCAUCAUCAUCAUGUCUCUCAUCACACCCCCGCUUCUACUCCAGCACUCCACAUGCAACAGACACCGCCAUCUGCAUCCCAACAAUUCCAUUUGCAGCAAUAUCGGCAACACCACCAGCAAUCUGAGCCGUCCAUCGCAUCUCCCGCGCCUGCCGCGUCAAAGGCGGCGCAGUCUCCACCCAAAGGGCAGACAUCGUAUCAAAAUAUCGACAUUCCUUUGUGGCUGAGAGGCUUGCGAUUGCACAAGUACGCGCCCCUGUUUGAGACCAUGACCAUCGAAGACAUGCUGCAGCUCACAGAGUCGCAGUUGCUCGGCUGGGGCAUGACUGCGGGUGCCAGCAAAAAGCUGUUAGUGCAGCUGGAUGAACUGCGUCGCACCAACCUUCCCUCGGCGGAUCGCCGGUCGCGGGGAUCGGUCAACUCGAAUGAGGACGAUGCAUCAGGCACUGCUGGUGUCGGCAAGUCCAGCAAGGCUGCGCGCCUUGCAGAGGCCGCCGAGGAGCACAUUUACGAUGAGAUUUACACUGACGGCGGCGAUAUCGUUCCCAAGCCCAACAAGGCGGCUUCGGCAAGGCCACCCAUGCCUGCACCAACAGCCGAGCGUCCAGUAUCUCAGAUCCACCCCAUUCGAACUGCGCCGAGUAAGCCGGCACCAGCGGCCGCCCACGCUUCGCCAGUGCCAAUCCGUUCCGACACUACGCAACCGCAUUCGCCUCGCCCCGUCCCUGCUCAGCGCGAGCGUAAGACCAGUAGCUCCAGCAAUGUUGCCGCCAACACCGCCAGUGGCACUCCGGCGUCGGAAGCUCGGCCUGCAAUGCCGCUACCUCAGAAUCAGAACGGACCAAGUGCGCCAGUGACGUUACCCACUACUGCUGCUGCUGCUGCCGCUGCCCCGACCAAGGAAAAACCUCAAAUCAAGCAACGAGCGAGCUCCUCGACGUCAUUGGCUGUAUCGACUCACUCAUCGGGCUCGGCAACGCCCGUCACUCCUGGGCCAGCUUCCCCUCGCGCCGCCCCCAUCAACCCUGGACCCACGUCCCCUCGUCUCAACAACGCUGGUGUCGUUCCUGCCUCGGGCCCUUCUGGUACUCUUCCAGUCGCCGCCGCGGCAGUAUCUCUCCCUUUCUGCUUCAACUGCGGGGAGGAAGGACAUGUUGGUCAUGAAUGCCCAGUGCGCAAUAUUGAUGCCGAUGUGCACGAGUCGCUUGCACACAGCUUUGCAUGAGCGUUUGGCGGUUGAGGACAACAACAGCAACAACAUUUAUGAAAAGGUUGUCCAUGGUUUAGGCGUUUAUCAUUCUUUGUAAAAACAAAACAAAACAAAAC
This is a messenger RNA of Capsaspora owczarzaki ATCC 30864, 2849 nucleotides long. RefSeq lists its product as hypothetical. Gene Ontology annotation, molecular function: mRNA binding; zinc ion binding; translation repressor activity. NCBI's taxonomy places the organism in Eukaryota, Filasterea, Ministeriida, Capsasporidae. The record is from RefSeq and is a predicted model, not a curated record. The coding region runs from base 1 to 2748 and encodes 915 amino acids. Gene Ontology annotation, biological process: nuclear-transcribed mRNA poly(A) tail shortening. Gene Ontology annotation, cellular component: P-body. The transcript has a single exon.